CUGCACUACGGGACCCUCCUGGGCAGCAGAGCUUGUGUCCACAUGGCAGCAGCUGCCUGGGGCGCUGCGUUUCUCAAUGCUCUGCUGCACACGGCCGAUACAUUUUUUCUGCCCCUCUGCCAGGGCAAUGCUGUGGAACAGUUCUUCUGUGAAAUCCCCCACAUCCUCAAGCUCUCCUGCUCACACUCCUACCUCAGGGAAGCUGGGCCCAGUGUGUUAAGUGUCUGUUUAGGUUUUGUCUGUUUUGUUUUCAUUGUGGUGUCCUAUGUGCAGAUCUUCAGGGCUGUGCUGAGGAUCCCCUCUGAGCAGGGACGGCACAAAGCCUUUUCCACGUGCCUCCCUCACCUGGCUGUGGUCUCCCUGUUUAUCAGCACUGUAGCGUUUGCCUACCUGAAGCCCCGCUCCAUCUCCUCUCCAUCUCUGGACCUUGUGGUGUCAGUUCUAUACUCAGUAGUGCCUCCAGCCUGA
Cuculus canorus (common cuckoo) is the source of this 468-nucleotide messenger RNA. RefSeq names its product olfactory receptor 14J1-like. The transcript is spliced from 2 exons. The record is from RefSeq and is a predicted model, not a curated record. NCBI's taxonomy places the organism in Eukaryota, Metazoa, Chordata, Aves, Cuculiformes, Cuculidae. Gene Ontology annotation, biological process: G protein-coupled receptor signaling pathway. Gene Ontology annotation, cellular component: membrane. The annotation marks the transcript as partial. Gene Ontology annotation, molecular function: olfactory receptor activity.